GUUUGUCUAUAGUGCUAUACUGCCAUGCUAUGGCUUAACAACGUUUUCUCUUGAUAUUUACUUAUGAUAUAAUUGUAUUUAUUGAAAUCAACUGGAAUGCUGACAAAGAAAAACAAGUUCAAUGCAUUCCAUAUAUCCAACUGAACAUCCGUGGCAACAAAAUGCCAUUAUGAGCAAUAUUUUGUGAUGUGUUCUUCAUUGCCAGUCAGGUCAAGGUCAGCCUCCCUGGGUGUGAGUAGCAGUAAGAGGGCUGGGUAGGGAGAACUCAAUUGUUUCAAGUCAAAUUUGUGCUAUAUCAAAUGCUACCGUACUCCUUGUUCAGCCUUGACGAGUGGACAAACGUUUGGGCGUCUCUGUACACUUAGCGCCUGGGGGUCACAGGAAAGUUAAUAGAUAUUUUGUUCAUUUUCCGGUUGGGCACCGGCUUGGCCAAGAGGUGGUCUUGGAGGGGUUCCUGGUCGGCCCUCGGGUCGUCGUGAUGGACGUCUGGCUCCUGCUCCGCCAGAGAUCACUGGAGACGUUUUUACGUUUUUGACCAAAUGCCGAAUUUGGAAGGAAACAUCGCGAUUCUGCCGUUUGGCCACGACUGUUCGAGUUCCCACAGUGCACAAGACGCCUUAUCGUCUAAGGUCACCAGGGUGUCGAUAGUAUGCCAUGCUGAUUAUCUGUGUUCAUUGGAGUCCGGCUCUCGUCUCUCAGGGGGUGGGGGGACUCUGGGAGUCACUAAACAUGUGCCUAAUAGUGUGUUUAGCCACUGCAAGGCAUAAUAAUUUUUCGGCGACAGGCGACGUUUCUAUAGGCGCAAGCCACUGGUCUUAACCUACAAAGGAACGCUGGGGCGCAUCCGGCACUGUUGUCGUCGUGUCAACACGACAUACUUUUUAUAAUGUAGACCUGGCGGUGCUGUGGCCCGGGGUGAGGAAGAUGCAAGUGGAGGUGACGGAAUCGCUGUACGGGUCCGUUCCCUGUGGCGCCACCCUCGAAGUCUGGUCCUCCUCCAACGUCACACUUCAGGGACACGCCACAGGCCACGCUCAUAACAAGACUCCCGAGUCUCACCAAGGGACGGCAUUUAACGGACGUGAGACUGGAAGAGGUGGUCUUCUGUCUCGUAGCAGUAGUGCUCUAACUCGUAGUAAUAAACUUCCACUUAGUAACAGUAGUCCUCCAACUCCUAGCAGUGGUUCUGCAACUCAUAACAGUGGUCUUCCAACUCGUAACAGUGGUCCUCCAACUCAUAAUAGCAGUCCUCCAACUCGUAACAGUGGUUUUCCAACAAGUAAUAGUGGUCCUCAAACUAGAAAAAGUGGUCUUCCAACUGGUAACAGUGGUCCUCCAACUCGCAACACUGGUCCUCCAACUCGCAACACUGGUCCUCCAACUCGCAACACUGGUCCUCAAACUCGCAACACUGGUCCUCCAACUCGCAACACUGGUCACCUACCUGGUAGCAGAGGGUCACUAGGUGUAGCGCCGCACUUCUCAACCACUCACUAUGAGAGAGAGGAGAGUGUUCCUUACGGUGCAGGAGAAGCCCGGUGCUCCUCGAACGUGUCCAUUACUCAGGCCAGAGUCCACAGUCUACUGGGAGAGUUUGACGUAUCCAGACUCUAUUACUGCAAUGUGGACGAGCUUGAUGGUCAGUUUGGUUUAUUAAAUAUUCGCAAGUCGGAUGUAUCUAACUUUUCUGCUUCUGGACGCCAAGCGUAUAUUGAGGAUUCCACAAUGCUGGUUGUGUCCAGCCUGGCAAUGAAUCACCUGCAGCUCAAUCAUGUUAAAAUAGGGCGUUUGGUUUCACCUGGAUUAGUUCAACAGACAACAGGUAGUGAAGUUGUCAGUAAUCUGUCUGAAGUGACUGCAGACAUCAUAGAAACUGGAGCAAUACUGGUUGUGAGCGGACAGUUGACCAUCACUAACAUGACUGUGAACGAGAUGCAGUCAGCAGCGAUCACAGUAGGCAGCGGGGGAGUCCUUACCUUGACAAAUUUUCAUGUCCGUCAAGGCCCACAAACAAUGCUUGUUCUGCAUGGUGAAGGAAAAGUAGCCAUUACCAACUUUACCCUUGGUAAUGAUACCAUCAUCCAUCUUGAGUUAACGAGUAGAAGCAAUCAGAAAACCCUUUAUCCAUUACACAUCAUGCGGCCAGCUGAAGUCUCCAAUACGUCCAAAAUUGGGGGAUUCACUGGGACCUCACACCAGGUCGAAAAGACUCCCGUCAAAAAUCUCGUGGGGUUCUCUUGGUACUGGGUGAUGAUCAUGACUGUCGCCGGUGUGUUUGCUGGCAUGAUUAUUGGCACUGCCAUCAUGUGGCGGAGGCCUACCAUAAGCAAGUGCCCACCGUCUGCACUGACAUUGUCGGACCUGAUAGCUCAGGACAGACUAGACAGCGAGGACCACGCUCCGGACACACCCCAGAGGCCUGAACUCUCCCGACAAGACUCAGGGUUGACUUCGUCAUCGUUCGCAUCGUUCACACCAUGCCAGGAGAGGUCCCGUCUCUCCUCCCUCAGCAUGAGGCAGCAACAGGACCCAGAUGUCUGCCUCUCGACCUCAACCGAACCCAACAUCUACGUGCACGUUCCGGCUCUUGCCUGCACUCGCGAGGACGUCAUCUACGAGGAGGUGGAGACCCUUGGCGUGCCCAAGGUGGACCCUACAUACCUCAUCAUGAACUGAUCUUCACAUGAGACAGUAUGUUUUUCAGAUCGAACUCACUCAUGUGGUGCUGUCCUUGUGGCUAUUUAUGCCUUGUGCAGUGCCUCAUAUGCUAAGAAGUGUGGUGACAUCAAAUCACCAUCCAGAGCACGGGUCAGGAACCAUGCCCUGUAGUGGGAUACGCUUUCUGUUGCCCUGCCAAUUUUGCUACUGCUGCCGCCGCCAUGACGAGGGAAGGGUUCACUUACACUGACAAGGGAAGGAUCUCGCCCUCUUUUGUGUGUCCCUGCCUAUAACUCAUGAAGGGUGCUAGUCCCUGACGUGUGAAACGGAAGUAUAUAGAGGGAGUCGUCAUUUCAUUAACUGUUCGUAGUAAUUCCGGUGGAGCAAUGUACGCUAUCCAAGAGCUCCCAUAUUUUCUCCAGCGGCGAAAGAGGAGGAAUACAUCGUUGACUCAUCUGGCCUUUCCUGUCUGGGAAUAUGGUGGUGGCGGACGUCCACCCGCACCCAGCCCUCGGUCCUUGCUCUAUCCUCACUAUCAUCACCACCACCACCACUCAUUCAACCACUAUUGUCACCAGGAUCACUGCUACCACUAUCGCUUCUACCAUCUACCUCACAAGACUGUAAUAUGACUCCAAAAGAGACUAAUCCAAUUAGUUCUGUACAUACAUGUAGCUGCCUGUAGAAUCCUCUCGCCUCAUAAAAUAUCUUAAUAUCCUCUUGUCUUAAAAUAUAUGCAAAAAUUGACGAAAUAUUGUUUAUGUUCUCUUGAGUUUAUUUUAUACACAACAAUACAUAGACGUAAUGGACAUGUUAGAUAAUGGAAUUUGGUACUAUUCUCUUUAUAAAGUCCGAACAAAAUAUAGGUAAAAACCAAACUUAUAUGUUCUUAGGUCAAAUAUAGCACAAAUAUGUAUUAUAUUAGGCCUCAGAUAGCGUGCAUUAGGCCUAGGAAACAUAGCCGUACUAAUUAAAAACAAAACUAUGGAAACCCUCAUUAUGGGGGGAUUCCCAUCACAAGCCACUGGCAUCCUGCCUCUGCCAAGGUCAUUAGAGACGGGUCCCCCAGAAAAUAUAUUUGUACGCGAUAUACAUAUUUUAAAUUAAUAGGCCUAAGUAUACAUACCAAUGUGCUGCUACCAUAUUCUAUAUGACGGAUUACAGAGUGUAGAUCAAAGGCUAGUUGUGAGUUCAUCUAAUAUCCCCAUCUCACAGGAUGGUUAGUCAAACGGGGAAUCAGGAGACAGCAUGAGAAGCGAGUCUAAUCUAUUAGGCUUCUCUAGCAAACUCUGGGUAGCCUAAUAUCAAAUUCAAGAUGCAGUACCAUAUCAAUAAGUAAAAUUAAAUAUUGUACUGAGUUUUGUUCGGUAAAUUUUAAGUGGUGUCGAUACUUUAUACAUUAACAAUUAAGAUAUAUAUUUUUAGAUUACUGUGUAUAGCUAUGUAACUGUAAAGAAUUUCUGAGUUGUAUUUGAGAAAAUUAUUUGUUUUUUAAGGAGACAAAUUGGACGAUGAUUAAAUAAUGCUUAUUACAUAACACAGCAUUUCUUAUUGCGCACAGGCAAGCGCUUUCAGUAUAACCCAUUAGUCAAGAGGUUCGAUUUCUGAGUAGUGGACGGGGGAGACAUCUCCCGUCACGCAGGGUGCAGUCGUACCUCCACAAAAAGACCACCACUUACGGGCUAUUCAUGCCCAUGCCACCUUUUGGGUGGCUUAAUCUUCAUCAAUCAAUCAAUCUGAGUAGUGAGUGAUGUUUGGGCACCUUUCCUUACACCUGCCUGUGUUCACCUAGCAGCAAAUAUGUACCCAGGAGUUAGGCAACUGUUGUGGAUUGUAUAACCUGGGAAGGUUAAGUUAUUGGCCUAGGCCUUAGGGGGUCCUCGGUAAGCCUAACAGGCUUCUUAGUGUCCCUGAUAAUGAAAAAUCUAAUUCCAUGACAGGUCUAUGUGUAGGCCUAUAUUUUUCUGGCGAGUCGUUAUUCGUCUUCGCAAACACAGAAAAAUGAGGCGGAGUAGCAAGAACACAGCCGGUGUUCUUGCUGGCGAAGUUGUCUGCCAACGAGGCUGGGUUGGCGGCGCCAUCUAGGACGAGCUGGCGUGUCUAGGAGUGAGGGUCGGUCAGAUUUGCAAUGUUAGGCUGAGAGCAGAAUAGCUACGCACUUUCUUGAAAAGUUUCUGAUUUUCUUUCAUAUUGAGUAAUGAUUUAAUUAUAAUUUUAGAGGAACGGAGUUAAGUCAGCAGAGAGGACACAAUGAACGGUCUUAAUCAGACAGACCUCAGCGAAUAUCUUACAUAAAAUUUUACAGUAUAUUUACACACCUUAUAAUUAAUUAUGAUUAUAGCUAGUAACAAACGCCUUCCAUUGCACCUGUUAAAUAAAUAUAUUAUUAUACUUUG
Procambarus clarkii (red swamp crayfish) is the source of this 5054-nucleotide messenger RNA. RefSeq lists its product as uncharacterized. The record is from RefSeq and is a predicted model, not a curated record. NCBI's taxonomy places the organism in Eukaryota, Metazoa, Arthropoda, Malacostraca, Decapoda, Cambaridae.